Molecule: messenger RNA, 507 nt
Organism: Penicillium expansum
Lineage: Eukaryota; Fungi; Ascomycota; Eurotiomycetes; Eurotiales; Aspergillaceae
Product: histone H3 family protein
Exons: 2
Coding region: 1-507 (168 amino acids)
Cellular component (GO): nucleosome
Molecular function (GO): structural constituent of chromatin; DNA binding; protein heterodimerization activity
Source: RefSeq, a predicted model, not a curated record
AUGCCACCCAAGACAGCUCGCAAGACAGGACUGGGCAGCGCGCAAAAAGGCAAGGUGCGCAAGACAACCGCCGCGCCCGCCGCCGAUGGAGAUGGAACACCAACAAAAGCACGCAAGACGAAGGGAGGAAAGCAAUCAAAAGUCAACGCUAACGUCCAACCCGGAGACCCAACCCCCACAGGCCGGCGCCGGCGCUACAAGCCCGGCACCGUCGCAUUGAAAGAAAUCCGCCGCUACCAACGCUCCUACGACCUCCUAAUCGCCAAACUCCCCUUUGCACGCUUAGUCCGCGAAGUCGCACUCGAUCUCCUCCCCGCCGACGUCGGCGCAGAGUUGCGCUGGCAGUCGCAUGCUAUCCAAGCUCUGCAGGAGGCCGCCGAGGCUUUCCUUGUUCAUCUUUUCGAGGAUACAAAUCUCUGCGCGCUGCACGCGAAGCGCGUUACUAUUAUGCAGAAGGAUAUCCAGCUUGCGCGGAGAAUUCGCGGUGUCUGGGCUGGGCUUGGUUGA